Messenger RNA from Aedes albopictus (Asian tiger mosquito), 6082 nucleotides. RefSeq names its product fasciclin-1 (gene Fas1). The coding region runs from base 739 to 2892 and encodes 717 amino acids. Gene Ontology annotation, biological process: extracellular matrix organization; cell adhesion. The transcript is spliced from 15 exons. The record is from RefSeq and is a predicted model, not a curated record. Gene Ontology annotation, molecular function: cell adhesion molecule binding. Lineage: Eukaryota; Metazoa; Arthropoda; Insecta; Diptera; Culicidae. Gene Ontology annotation, cellular component: extracellular matrix.
UCGCUCGUUCGGUUAAGAACGUUGGUUAGAGUUGAGCCCUAGUAUCAGUGGCUGUGUAGGUUCUUUGGCCGGUUGUUUGCAUGUUUCCACGGAGAUAGCAGUUUUGGAUACUGUUCAAUUCGUCCCCAUUUUCGCUGGUGUUUUUUCCACUGUGAACAGGAAAUCCACCGAACCAAAGCAUACCAUUCAGUAUUCAGUUGUUUGGGGGAAAAUAAAAAAAAACACAGAGAGAAAGCCGGUCGAUGGCAGUUUGUUGAUUCGGUACUGGGGCUUCGAUACAACAAUAGCACUGGAAGUGAUCAGUGGAGUGUAACGAGAGGCCUGUCCUGAGACGGGGAAGUUUUUGUUGUUCCUCAGUGUAUCGAUGUUGUGUGAAGGCGGUCGUCCGUUGUGUUCUUCGUGCAUUUCGUUCUUCGAUUGGAGGAAGUUGAUUGAAUAAUUGCAUUUUUCGUUUGUCAGUCGUGCGGGGGUUUCAACGAAUUGGUGCAACGCACUGUUUGUGUGAAAAAAAGAGCUGCAACGGUGAUUCACAACUAGUUUGGAUUACAGAAUAUUCUGCGGAAGAUUUGUGGCUAUAGAUAUAAGCAACGCCUAUCUAUCAGAGGAUACAAAGCAGCUAGAAGUCAAGAAGUGAAGUGGUUUGUGUGAUCUGGUGCAAGCGAUCAUUUGAUCGUACAGGUGAGCUGCAGUGUUGCCGACUUGGUUGUGGUGGUGAAGGAGUUCCGUGCGAGAGUGAACAUGAAGAUCAGCUCCAAGUGGUUUAGUGGUAGCGGCGGUGGUGGAGACAAGAUCGGCUCCACCACUACAGCGGUUGCGUUGCUGUUGAUGGUGCUAAUGACGAUGAUGACUCCGAUGGUUGCAUCUAGAACGCCGAUUGCGAUGACGCUGGAGGAACACAUAAGCAACGAUCCCGAUUUGUCACAGUUUUUCGAUUUGAUUGAACGGAAUCCGAUAGCGUCAUCGAAUCUGAAGCUUCGAGCAUUAACCAUUUUUGCUCCAACGAAUCAAGCGUUCCAGCGCUAUCUGGGCAACAAAACGCUGGUGCAGUAUCACAUGUCUAAUGUCGCUACUUCACUGGAACAGCUGGGCCCAAUAAUAACGUCGGAUUACGAUGGGAAUCCACCCAUUUAUGUGACCCGGAAGCGCCAACCCAACGGAAGCGAGGACAUCUAUGUCAACAAUGCCAAAAUUAUCCGCAGCCGGUCCAACGUGCAGCUGGCGAAUCAGUACGGGAAGAAACAGGUGCUGCACAUAAUUGAUGACGUAUUAACACCCUUGACUGCCAAUCCAUCAACCUCGUUCGAGAUAUACAAUCCGGACGCCUAUCAAUUCAUCCUGCAUGCCGAAAAUAUGGACAUCAGUCAGCAUCGAAUUCGCUCGUUCCGGCACAAAAUGACGAUGGCCAAAAAAGAGGACAUUUACCGUGCGGUCGGCGGUCAUACCUUUCUCAUUCCGGUCGAGGAAGGUUUCAAGCCCCCACCACGACCGGAUAUGAUUGACCGGAAAGUGAUCGAUGGUCACGUCAUUCCGAAUCGUGUCAUAUUCACGGCACCAGCACCAUUGGACGAUCCCCUAGAAACACUCGCGUUUGAAGAUAACCUCAAAGUGACCGUUACGUUCUUCAAACAAGGCGAGGGCAAGAACGCUAAAGUCUAUGUUCGCUCCAAUACGGUGAUCGGGGACUCCAAGCAUGCGUCCGGUGCUGUCCUGGCUGAAAUAGUCAAAGCGAACAUUCCCGUUCGGAACGGAGUGGUGCACCUGAUACAUCGUCCUCUGAUGGUCGUGGAUACAACGGUGCUGCAGUUCCUGGAGGAGAAAGAGGAUGGACCAUUGUUCAAGUUCUACGAGUUGAUUGCCGACUACGCACCGGAUUUCUUCAAAACAAUGAGCAACCUGCAGCAGAUGACACUCUUUGCCCCCAGCAAUGAGGCCCUGAGUCAUCCGAUCGUGAACAAUUUUAUCAGAAACUGCUCAAACAUAACUAAAGGUCUUGAUGGGAAUGACCAUCCGUGUGGAAGCCGUGAAAAGCUACGGGAAAUUCUCAACCUGCAUCUGGUGCGCGACAGUAUCACGACCGACAAAAUCCGGAAGAACAAUCAAAACCAGAUUUACCAGGUCCCAACCGGUGCCGACAAAAAGUUCCUGUACUUCAACAUCAUCACCAACCGAUACGAUCACAACCAGACAAUCACGGUGGAGGGAGGCGGCGUCAAUGCAACAAUCAUUUUGAGUGACAUUGCAGCGACCAAUGGGUAUCUGCACAUCAUCGACCGCGUGCUGGGAAUUCCAUACAUGACCGUCCAGGAGAAGAUUGAAACCGAUCCCAUGUUGAACCUAACGUACCAGUUCGGUCGGCUGAACCAUUUCAACGAGCAACUGAACAAAACCACCAAACGAUUCACCUACUUCAUACCACGGGACAAAGCGUGGAUGCAGUGGUUCCACGAUCAUCAGGGUGCAAACUUGAAUGACUUCAUUUUCGACAAGGAUCAGUCGAGAUCCGUCCUGGAACGUCACCUGGUGGUGGCCGAUCGGGUGUUCACCAUGAUGGACCUGAAAAACAUGUCUAACGACUCGCUCAUCCUGCCAACGGUCGGACCGCACAAUCUACAGAUCCGAGUAAAAGAAGAAGACCGGACCGAAGAUGAUUAUUCGAGUUCACUUCAGUCUGGAUUCUUCAUCCAAUGGCGGGAAACGAACAAGUGGAUUCCCGUUUUUCGGCCCGAUGUCGAAUGCACGAACGGUGUGAUCCACGUCAUCGAUGCCCCGCUAGUGCGGGAUCACGACAUCACGACCAGUGGAAGCAGCAGCAACAGCAUAGGUAGCUAUCUGACAACGGUGGUCAUCACAUUGGCAAACACGGUUCUACUGAUGACUUUGGCUUCCCUCUAAGGACCUGUCCACCAGCCCGGUAGAUAGGAGCUUCUCUACUUAGAUAUUUCAAAGAUCGUACCGAAAAACAAAAGACAGCAUCGUGUCACCAACUAGCUGCCACAAACGGACAGAGCAAAGUCAAACAUUAGAAUUAGUGGAAUAUUUUUGUUCAUUUCGUCACAUGGUCGGACAUGGAACAAAGCCACGACGACGGUGAACAAGGAUGCAGCAAAGCAGAAAGAACGUGUUGCAAACCAACAUUAGAUGAUGAUGGAUUAUUUUCUAGCUAGUCACAUCUAUUCGAAGAAAAUCUUGACUGGAAAUAUUUUCUUUCCAUACUUAACACACAGUAUGAAACUAUGUACACCAAAAGCUCUAACUAAGAAGACACAGUGGACCAAAUAGGAACAGUUUAAACCAGAUACUUCAUGCUUCCAGAAAUAUUCUCAAGUCCAUAUCUACAAGAACAGUUACGGGGAGUUACAGGUACGUGUAGUUCAUAUGGAUGAGCCCAAAACAUACUUUCACAUAUUUGACACCUUCGAAACUUCCGUUUCGUCCACUGUGCUUCGCCGAAAUGGAUAGAAAAAUAUUUUCCCUCUUGGCGGGAUUAUUUUUUGCUGUCGGCAUUCCUACGUAUCUCUCUGGUAGCAGCAGCCCCCAGCCGCAGCAUCAGAACGACUUUUAUCCGAAUGCUGCCGGCAAAGUUGUAUUUUCAACCAAGAGCGAGUGGAUUAUGCUCUUCUACUUGGUUGGUCGUAUUUUCGGAAUGACCCAUUGUUCGUGUGUUUCAUUCUCAUCACUCCCCGGGAAAGCAGCUCUUAAAUAUUUCCUUCAUAAUUAAACUCGACAGCUAUGCAAUCUCAUUAGGCUUUAUCAAUGACCUGCUUUAUGAAUGAGUAGAUUUUAUAACAAAAAAAUCAAGUAUUUGAUAAACGUAUUUAUUUCAAACUUGAAGCGACGGAUCUAUCGAUUUUUUUAUUAAUAUAAUUUUGCAUAUAGUCAACAAUUUCAUCAUAGAAAAUUAAAAUAAAACAAACUACUGCCGUUUAUAUGGAACUCAAUCAGACGAACUAUGGAUGAAACAGGAUUUUAAGUACGAUAGUUCUUGUAAACUAGAAACAGAUAAUAAGCAAACAAAAUCAAUGAUCAUGCUAUCUACAUGCAUCGAUGUGAUCAUCAGAGGACUUUUAAGCGCUACUGACACGCCAAUGACUAGGUUGAACAAAAUAUUUCAAUUGGAAGUCCAUUUUAUUGUGUAAAAAGACACAUAUAGGUACUGAAUGUUUUUCAAUUUCUUCAUCGAUUUGUUUUAUAGUCAACGACAAUAUAUACAUUGCUAACAUUGACGACACAUCUUAAAUGCAAAUCAUUUGUUUGAGAUCUAAUAUUUAAAACUUAUUUUGUAAUGAUGAAAAUUAAUAAUAAUGUCGAAAAUUAUGAUUGGUUAUUGAAACAUCAUUCAUUUUUAGAUUAUUAUCUGGCAUCUCAUUUUCGAUAUUACAAAUUUCUUGACUAUCUAAGAAGCUUUUAGUUCAAAAUGUUGUCAAAAAUUGUUAAUUAUAACUUUCGUACAAUCCAAUGAAAAUUAAAAGUUUAUACCAAACGUAUCAAACUUCUAAAUCUACUGCAUCAAGUCUCCACUUAUUUCAGCUUGUAGAACAUUUGACUUAAUCACACAAACACAUUCUGCAAAUGUAGAAAACCAAACAACAAUCGUUGAGUCGCUUAUGUCAUUACAGCAAAAAAUACCGCUUUUUAUUUACAAUAAGGCAGAGAAACAUUAGAAACAAUAAUAAUAACUGAUAUUAUCGAGCUAUGGAUAAGUAUGAGUGAGCAAAUGAAUGGCAAAUACUUCUCAUUGGAUUAUUUUUCAACUCUUUUAUUGUUACUUUCAGAAAAAAUAUGUAUUUUCUUAACAAUAAAAAAUCGUAUUUUAUUUCUCUCAAAAUUAAAAGUUCAAACUAAUAAUUCCUAAUUAUUUGAUACUAACCUCAAUCAGUUGGUGUGCCUUAUUGGAGUCAAACAAACGUAAGCAUGAAACUUAGAAUCAAAUUCCUUCGAAUCAAUCAUAAACAAAAAAAAGCUGCCAUUCAUUUGCUAGAGAACCCACUGUUUGAUUAGCGAUAAUUGUUGGAAGAAAGGAAAAAAAAACGUUGAUGUAAGUACGGAGCAAAAUUGAUGUGACAAAUUAUUUGUAACCAGAAUUUAAGUACACUCAUUGCCUUUUCAUAUGAAGAUAUUUAAAAAUUCAAAGACAAAAAACUAAGUGACAUUAUUUAUAAGCUAUUAUCGUGGAAUCGUAAAGUUUAGACAUCGUAUAUUUUGAAAUUAAAUAUAAAUAUUUAUGCCGUAGCAUCCCCUUAAGUGCUGUCAAUCUUUCCCUCUAAUUGAUAUUUACUAGAUAUUUUUUUAUUAAAAGUGCUGAAUAUGUGUAACCGUUUGUGCUAGUUUAUGUGAAACAUCAACAUUUCUUAUUGUGGUCAGGAAAGUAAUAUUUUGAAUAGAAAUAUAUUUUAUUCGGUGAUAAUGCUGUAUUGAGUGUAUAUUGUAGCCAACUACUUACGGAUAGUGCUGUCAUUCUGUUUCGCUAUUUUUACACCAAAAACUGCUGAUACAAACAAAUCAUCGGAUCGUUCAAAGCGACAUAUAAGAUCUGUAUUCUCUCCGCUCUCCAUUUACCAUUACAUUGUCAGUUUUAGAAAACUCAUCAAAAACAUUCUAGCCAGUAUUCAUCAUAGGACGAUUGCGGUACCGGACAAUGUAUAAAUUUCUCGAGCAGAUCAUCCACUUUAUAGUUCAAAUAGUGGCAUUACACGUUUUAGAUAAAUAAAAAAAAACAUUUAGAAAUGAUAACCUAACAAAAUUGAUUGUUAAUCCCCCAACUCGAUGAAAAAGAACAAUAGGAGCUAAUAUACAAGUACAUUUAGAGCAGAACGAAUAAAACUGGAAUUGCAUCAACUACUAUAAUAGUGACAAUGUGGAGAGUACAGGAGUAUGAUUGUAAAUGUAAAAUAUAAGUCUUUAAGUCCUGACUGCGGGAGCAUCGGAAUAGUAAAUCAGCCGUACAACUAUGUAAGGAUGUGUGUUGAGAGCCAGAUGCGUUUCCUAGCAGGAAAUAUUCGGAAAUAUUCCUCUAGGACGAUUCGAAUCAAAUGACGCGAUAAUAAACUAUUCAUACAAGCUAAGAUUGAUAUAUGAAACCAAA